Molecule: messenger RNA, 1178 nt
Organism: Nicrophorus vespilloides
Lineage: Eukaryota; Metazoa; Arthropoda; Insecta; Coleoptera; Silphidae
Product: mitochondrial uncoupling protein 4-like
Exons: 5
Coding region: 77-1159 (360 amino acids)
Biological process (GO): response to cold
Source: RefSeq, a predicted model, not a curated record
UCAGGAUCAAAACAGCGAGUCCGCUAUAGAAGUAACAGGUUUGAUGUUGUCAAUAUUAGACUUUUAAGAUGUGACAAUGGGAAACGUAAUUGCGGUUGUACUAGGGGCAAGGGAGAAGGAGAGAACGUUUGCCGAAUCUUUUUGGGGUGCCUAUACCUUGACCGUCGGCUCAGCAUGGAUGGCCGAAAUGAUAACGUACCCGUUCGAUCUAAUAAAGACGCGGCUUCAAUUACAAGGCGAAUUUGUAAACAAGGUCGAUCUGAAAAUGUUCAAAGAGCCUUAUCGAGGAACUUAUGAUACCUUUAAGGGUGUUAUCAAAGAGGAAGGUUUUUUCAGUUUGUACAAAGGGAUGCAAUGGCAGUUGGCGCGCCACUUUCUCUAUUCGGGGCCAAGAAUGGCAGGCUACGAUUACCUGAAGCUAUGGGUUUUUCCUCCGAACGAAGCGUAUAUGACGACCUUCAUGAGCAAUUCAAUUAGUGGUAUGACUGCUGGUUUUGCUGCAUCCUUCCUAGGGAAUCCAGCAGAUGUGGCUAAAGUUUACGCUCAGAUGGAGGGCAAACGUGAGUUGCUACACAUGCGUUCGAGGACAAGCGUGUUGCUGGGCGCCUUCAGAACCCUUUACGCAACCAGCGGCCCGAUGGGUUUCUGGAAGGGAUGUUUUCCCAACGCGUUUCGAGCUAGCCUGAUCAACCUCGGCGAUCUUGCUUGCUACGACCUAUCCAAGGAUUACAUCCUGGAAUUGAAAAUUCGCGAUGGCCUUCCGACUCAUAUAGCCUCAAGCGCUUUCUCUGGCCUCAUCACCUCCCUGCUUUCCACCCCAUUGGAUACUUUAAAGACUCGCAUGAUGAAUCAACCAGUCGACAAACGUGGAAGAGGAAAAGUAUACAGGUCUACGUGGAAUUGCUUGAGGAAAACGUGGCGUUUCGAAGGAAUAAAAGGAGUGUAUAAGGGUUUUGUGCCGAACUGCAUGAGAAAUUCCCCUUGGGCAGUGAUCUUCUGGAUAAUAUACGAGCGAGGAAAUGAAGUACUCACCGUUGCUCAAAAGAAGUGGCGAAAACGAUGGAAACGACACAGAAAACGGCUGAAAAGGGCGAGGGAGAGAUGCGCCAGAGCCAAGGAAAGGGAGAGAAAACUGAGGGAGAAGAACAAGUCGAAAUGACACGCACAUCACAUUUCAA